Messenger RNA from Arabidopsis thaliana (thale cress), 602 nucleotides. It is a transcript of the gene SAUR63, whose product is annotated as SAUR-like auxin-responsive protein family. The transcript has a single exon. Gene Ontology annotation, biological process: response to auxin. Bases 113 to 538 code for a protein of 141 amino acids. Lineage: Eukaryota; Viridiplantae; Streptophyta; Magnoliopsida; Brassicales; Brassicaceae. Gene Ontology annotation, cellular component: plasma membrane. The record is from RefSeq and is marked reviewed.
AUCAACCAUAACUUUCAUUCAAAGAGCUUUUCAAACAGAACUCACAUAUCUUUUCUCUUUCUUUCUCCACACUUUGCUUUCCAAUCUCAAGCUUUAACUCUCCCUGAAAAUGAUGAUAAACGCAAAGAAGCUUAUGAAGAUGGCUAAGAAAUGGCAACAAAGAGCAGCCCUCCACAGGAAAAGAAUCUCAUUUCAGAGAUCAAGUGUCUUUACUAGCAGCUCUUCUACUGUAGAAAAGGGUUGUUUCGUGGUUUACACGGCGGAUAAAAUCCGCUUUGCUUUUCCAAUAAGUUAUCUGAGCAACUCUGUUGUCCAGGAGCUAUUGAAAAUAUCUGAAGAAGAUUUCGGUCUCCCAACGGAAGGACCAAUCACAUUACCAUUCGAUUCGGCCUUUUUAGAGUAUCUCGUCAAACUGAUCCAAAGACGAAUGGAUGAAGAUACAGAAAAGGCUUUGUUAUUGUCAAUCUCAAGUGCUAGAUGCUCUUUUCAACCACAAGAACAACAAUGUAGUACUACGCAACAGUUGCUUGUAUUUUAGAGUUUAGCAAAUUUCUGUAAAGUUUAUAGUGGAUUAGAUAGACAGAUCAUUUCAGAAAUACAAA